Messenger RNA from Anolis sagrei ordinatus, 1664 nucleotides. It is a transcript of the gene GGH, whose product is annotated as gamma-glutamyl hydrolase. Gene Ontology annotation, molecular function: gamma-glutamyl-peptidase activity. NCBI's taxonomy places the organism in Eukaryota, Metazoa, Chordata, Lepidosauria, Squamata, Anolidae. The record is from RefSeq and is a predicted model, not a curated record. Gene Ontology annotation, biological process: tetrahydrofolylpolyglutamate metabolic process. Gene Ontology annotation, cellular component: vacuole.
CUUUUCUGCCCCACCGAGACGCGCCGCGGUGUGAUCUCCUUACUCAAGGAUGAGCCAAGUCUUCCAGGAAGAAGCGCCCCAGGCGCCACCCCUGUCCUUUUCCGAGCCCACCUCCCGGAGAACUACGUUUCCCAGGAUGCAAUGGGCGGCGCGGGGAGGGGGAGCCCGUGUCGGGGAGCUGGCCAGCAGCCACCCUGAGCGCAGCGAGGUUGGCGAAGCGGCUGGCUGUCUCUACCUGCGCGGAUGGCGAAGGCGAAGGGCGAAGGGCUGGCGGUGGGCGCCCUCCUCGGCCUCCUCUUCUGCGCCUCGGCCUCCUCCCUGGCGCUGCGGCGGAGCGAGAACCAGAGACCCAUCGUCGGAAUAUUAUCACAGGAAACUGACUUUAAAAGCUUCCAGAAGUUUGGGAAAACUUAUAUUGCCGCUUCAUAUGUGAAAUUUUUGGAAUCCGCUGGAGCACGAGUAGUACCAAUAAGAUUAAAUCUCUCAGAUGAAGCGUAUGAUACAAUUUUCAAUUCCAUUAAUGGGAUACUUUAUCCUGGAGGUGGUGUUGACCUUAAGACUUCAGAAUUUUCCAGGGUUGCAAAAAUAUUCUACCAUAAAGCCUUGGAGGCCAAUGACAGAGGAGACUAUUUUCCAGUAUGGGGGACAUGCUUGGGGCAUGAAUUGCUCAGCUAUCUCACCAGUGGUGAAGACCUGCUAACUUGGACCAAUACAGAUGGCUUUGCAUUGCCACUGAACUUUACUCAAGGUGCCCAUGACAGCAGAAUGUUUCAAGGUUUUCCUGAUGAUCUAUUGCAAGCAAUAGCUUCUGAGCCCGUGACUUCACACUUUCAUUUUUGGAGCCUUUCUGUGCAGAAUUUCACAAAUAAUGAGAAGUUGCGUGAUUUUUACAAGAUUUUGACAACCAAUGAUCACAAUGUUGAGUUCAUAUCCACCAUGGAAGCUUACAAAUACCCAGUGUAUGGUGUCCAGUGGCAUCCAGAGAAAAACCCAUAUGAAUGGAAGAAUUCACCAGGCAUACCACAUUCCCAGUCAGCUAUAAAAGUCGCCUAUUUCACAGCUGAAUUCUUUGUCAAUGAAGCCCGGAAGAGCAACCAUCAUUUCCCCAGCAUAGAGGAUGAAAACAAAGCACUCAUCUAUAACUUCAACCCUGUUUUCACUGGGACAUUUUCUUCCUUUGAGCAAGCUUAUUUUUUUGAUUAAAUUUCAAGCCAGAAAUUCUGCAAAAAAAAAAACAACAACAAAUUUUAGGAACACUCAUUGUGAAGGUAUGGCCCUGCCCAUGUUUCUGGGGUAAUACUUCCCAUCAUACCUCACCACUGGUAAUGCUUGCCAGAAUGGGUGGCUAUUCUACAACAUAUGGAAGACCACACAUUAUCCAUGCUUGAGGUGAUUGAUGGAUAUCCUGCAAGGGCACAUUUUUUCUCUCUUUCCUAUCCAAGUCAGAAAGAUUACAGGUUGCGUUGAUCUGAUGCCCCAUCAAGCAUGGCGUUACCAGGUGAUAAUUCCUGUAAUCAAUAAUAUUUUUGCUUCUAUUUUAUGGCUGUCCAUAGAUGGCAGACAAACUUUCUAAAGUCUGCCUGUGUGGAUGUAAACACUUUUCUUAUUCAGUGGAUGAGAUAUCUUAAUGUGAAUAAAUGGAAUUUUAAUCUGAUUUGAGAUAA